UAUCAUCAAUUUAGUAGCUUGAAAUCCGAAGAGCAGUAAACAGUUUAAAACGCUUGAAAAACACCCAACCAGAGUAGAAAUGCGUGUUGCUGUUAUUGGUGGUGGCGUUAGUGGCAUUUCUAGUGCUAUACAGAUCCUGGAGCAUUUGAAGUCUGCCGGUUCACCAGUGGAAGUUACAGUGAUCUCUGAAGCCUUCUCCCCAAACACCACUGGCGAUGGCUCAGCUGGUCUGUGGGGUCCUUAUCUGUUGGGUGGCACUCCCACCGCAAGAGUGCAUGGCUGGUCAAAGCAGAUGCAUGACUUUCUCCAGCAAAUCUGGUUGACUGAGGAUGCUUGUGAGGCAGGCGUUUGCCUUUUACCCUGCUUAAGAUUGACAACGACCACAAUGGACAAUGAUGUAUUCUGGAAGGAUAUUGUUUAUGGUUGUCGGCAGCUAACACAGAAGCAAUUGGAUGAGUUGAACGUAGGAAGAACAAAGAAGUAUACCGCUGGCAUGCACUUCAUCACUUACACCUCCGAGCCGGUCAAGUUGCUGCCGUAUCUGAUGAAGCGAUUCCAAGCGAAUGGUGGCAAAAUUGUGCAACAAAAAAUCGCUAAUCUGGAGGAGUUCAUAGCGAGUUCCAACUACGACGUAAUUAUCAAUUGCACUGGCUUGGGUUCACGUGAAUGUGUGAAAGAUGGUGGUAUGUUUCCAGUGCGCGGACAGGUGUCACGUGUCAAGGCAAAUUGGUUAUACUAUGCGCUUUUGGAUGAGAGUGAUGAUGGCAAUUAUAUUAUACCAAACUGUGAAUCUGUCGUUUUGGGUGGCACUCAUCAAGAGAACGACGAGAACCUAGAAGUGUGUUCCAAUGAUAAAAAAUUUAUCGUUGAUGGCUGUCGAAAGAUUGUGCCCGGCUUGGAGCAUGCACAGCAUCUAUGCGAUUGGGUGGGGCUGCGACCGGGACGUGGCACGCUGCGUUUGGAGGCAGAAAAAGGAGGCAAAAAAAUUGUCAUCCACAAUUAUGGCCACGGUGGAAGCGGUGUCACGCUAGCUUGGGGUUGCGCCAAUGAUGUGCUGGAGCUGUUGAAAAACGAGUUGCAAGUGCGUAAGCUUACAAAAUCUAAAUUGUAAAAAGAAAAACAAAUACUAAUCAAUUCAAAAAUGUUAGUUUUCCCUGUAAAUAUGUAUCAACAUGCAUAGCUUUUUAUUCAAUAAAUUUGCAUAUUAGGUAAAGUGUAAUAUAAA
Messenger RNA from Anastrepha obliqua, 1225 nucleotides. RefSeq names its product D-aspartate oxidase (gene Daao2). The record is from RefSeq and is a predicted model, not a curated record. NCBI's taxonomy places the organism in Eukaryota, Metazoa, Arthropoda, Insecta, Diptera, Tephritidae. Bases 80 to 1111 code for a protein of 343 amino acids. The transcript is spliced from 5 exons. Gene Ontology annotation, molecular function: D-amino-acid oxidase activity; FAD binding.